Messenger RNA from Fusarium coffeatum, 840 nucleotides. RefSeq lists its product as uncharacterized. Gene Ontology annotation, cellular component: plasma membrane. Bases 1 to 840 code for a protein of 279 amino acids. The transcript has a single exon. The record is from RefSeq and is a predicted model, not a curated record. NCBI's taxonomy places the organism in Eukaryota, Fungi, Ascomycota, Sordariomycetes, Hypocreales, Nectriaceae.
AUGCCUUCAAGAAUACCGGAAGGGUCCGACAGCCUGGUUGGCUCAGCCAAUAUCAUCUCAAGAUUCCUAGCACUGGAGCAAAUCUACAGCGCCAAAGACCUCGACACAUACCUCCAAACUCUCAAACAAGAAAGCACAGAUACAUCGACGGAUGUGAUCGUCUUGUGUGCCUCGGCAAUCUUGGCGAUCCCUGAAGCUGUAUUCGAAUGGACGGUCCAACAGAAAGACUACAGAAAAAACACUGUCUUGGUCCUCUGUGGUGGGAUUGGACCUUGCACACCUUUUGUUUAUGACGCUAUUCAAGCUAGCAAGAAGUAUGCGCCGAUCUUUGAUGAGAUCGAUGGAAAGCCGGAAGGGCAGGUGUUGGGUAUUAUGGCCGAACGGCUUUACCGGUUGAAGAUCAGCGAAACACUAAAAGAUGAUGGUGGUUUCGAUAUCUUGGUCGUGGACCGUUCAACAAACUGUGGAGCUGAUGCACAAGAAACUCGGAAGGUCUUGGACGCCUACAAUAUUCGAGCGCCGAAAUCUAUCACCGUGGUACAAGAUCCUGCUAUGAGCAGUCGGACUGUGUCAUCCUUUGAAAAGGUUUACAACGACCAGGAGGCGCAGAUUUCAAGUUGGCCGCAAAGGGGAUCAGACCAAACAACAAACCGAGUUGGCGAUGAUAAUUCCGGACAACUUUGGUCUAUGAAUCGCUUCCUAGACAGGAUCAUGGGCGAUACUACACAUGCGCAACGGGGAACUAAUAAGGGUACGGGGAAUAACUUUGAUAUUCCAAAUGAGGUGGAGAAUGCUUGGUCUACUAUUUUGGGAGAAGACAAGAUGAAGAUGUCGAGCUAA